AGCAGCUUCCUCUGCAUAGGAAUUGGACACAACACCUGUCAAAUAAUAAUAAUAAUAAUUAGUAGGAAUUUAGCCAUUGCUCCUUGUUUCAGGCUUAGCUCUUUCAGCAAUUGAUAUGAUCUGAGCUCCAUUUAAGGAAGGGUCUGCCGCUGACUAAUGAGUUGCUACAUGCACAAGGCGGGAUUCGAACUCUUGACACUUCUUAAGCGGACGAGUGAGCUAACCACUCAACCAACUCAAGUUGGUUAACUUUCAUCUGCAUUUUUAAUAGAGGAUUUUGAUCAUUCUUAUUAUGGAAGGUGGGAAUCCUGAUGAUGUUUUAAUCAAGAUUAAUGCAAUGUUGGAGGAAGCACAACCUCUUCUUACUGAUGAAUGCUGCAUCUAUAGGGUGCCCGAUGAAAUCCGCAAGUUCAAAAAAGAUGCAUACACUCCAAAGGUUGUUUCAAUUGGUCCUUUUCACCAUGGGAAUCCAAAGUUGCUAAAGAUGGAGGACCAGAAAAGAUUAUAUUGCAGACAAUUCAUUGAAAGAUCAGAGACAAAGAACUUGAAAAGUUUUGUGAGUUGCGUGCAAGAGCUCGAGCCAGAGGUUCGUCGUUGUUACUCAGAUGACAUCAAACUUAGCAUUGAGAAACAUAUCAGGGUGAUAUUGGUGGAUUGCUGCUUCAUAUUAGAGCUUUUAUGCAGGUACCACCAUAGGGAUGCCAUUCUUCUGCCACCAAGGUUAGGGAAUUUUAUGCACUAUGAUUUGUUGUUGCUUGAGAAUCAAGUCCCUUUCUUUGUUCUUGCGAAGCUUCACAAUCUAGCUUUCCCUUCUACUUUAAAUAGUAGAGGCCAGAACAACUAUCCUUCAUUAUUAUGGCUCACUCUUCAUUAUAUCAUUCCUAAUUAUAUCAUUUCUAGUGAUAAGGUUGGGUUAUCCUUAUCCAAUGUUAGCACAAUAGCUCAUUUCACAGAUCUAUCAAGAAAGCUUCUAUUAAUAUCCUCUCACUUAUUCCAACCAUCAGUCUCUGGAUGCUCAAGAACUGCAGAGGUAACACAUCUUUAUAGUGCAUCUAAGUUGAAGGAAGCUGGAGUGAAUUUUGAAGUAAACAAAAAUAGUCCAUGCUUACUAGACUUGCAACUUUCUGGUCAUACUUUGAGAAUCCCGUUCAUUAGAGUCGACGACAGUACUGAAAUUGUUUUGAGAAAUUUGUUAGCGUUCGAGCAAUGCCACUGUGUUAAUGAAUCCUAUCUCACUGACUAUAUUACUGUCUUUGACUACCUAAUCAACACAGACAAAGAUGUAGAUUUACUGAUUAAGAAAGGAAUAAUUGAUAACUGGUUAAGUGAUAGCAAUGCAGUGGCUGAAAUGUUCAAUGGUCUUGGAGUCAACAUUAUGCAGACAGAUUUUAAUGUGAAAUAUUCAAGCAUUUUUCAAGAUUUGAAUGCUUUCUGUGCUCACCCUUGGAAUAGAAAAGUAGCAACUUUGAGGCGCGACUACUGCAACACUCCAUGGAAGACGGUAGCUUCCAUUGCUGGAAUUUUUCUACUUAUUCUCACCAUCAUUCAGACAGUAUUCUCCAUCCUCCAAGUAGUACAUUAGUACAGGAUUAAUGUUUGUGUUGUGUAGAUUGGAUUGGAUGAUUAUAUGUUCAAAGUUCGCUUAAUGUGAUGGGGUAUUUUAGUGAAUACACAUGUUAUUGUUUUUAGUAUGUGUGUGGUUGUGUGAGAUAAAUAUGUAUGUAAUAUUUGUUAAAUAAUAGUCAUGAACUAUGAUACUAUUUAUAUAAAGAAUUGAAUAGAAUGAAUAUAUUAACAAGUUAAUGUGCUAAAUUGUUCUAACUAGAGCUUCUAUGUUUGAACCUUUUUUUGAGUCAUAACAAAAAACCACAAU
Arachis stenosperma is the source of this 1873-nucleotide messenger RNA. RefSeq names its product UPF0481 protein At3g47200-like. Lineage: Eukaryota; Viridiplantae; Streptophyta; Magnoliopsida; Fabales; Fabaceae. The record is from RefSeq and is a predicted model, not a curated record. The transcript has 3 exons. Bases 293 to 1582 code for a protein of 429 amino acids.